AUUUGGUACAAUUGGUUAAUGCGGAACAACCCUUUUGGUUGACAGGACUCACAGAAAUGACCCGAACCUUUGGCUUAGAACUGUUAGAACUGAUAUUUUCUUCAUUUCCCGACGUCUUCUAUAAGAUAACGGAAAGCGAGAUAUUUUUGUCACUUUUAAUUAAAUCCUUAGAGCCCGACAAACCUAAUUGGCAGCGUUCGAUGGCAUUGGAGGCCUUAUAUCGUAUGAUACAACCAAAUCUUAUUAGCUGUUUGUGUCGUUUCUACGAUAUGAAACCGCACAGUUCAAAGAUAUUCCGAGAUAUAGUGAACGCGUUGUGUAUAUACAUAAAGUCACAGUUCCUGUUCGUGGACUCGUCCACCACUCAAAGCCUGAUCGCAUCCAUUGUCAACAAUAAUCACAACUCGAGUCCAAGUGUAGUCACAUCUUCUAAUUCGUCCAUUAAUUCAUCGUUGAAUUCAAUGUCCAACACUAAUAGCCCGACUCCGGCCUUCCUUUUGCGCGGAGUUUAUAUUCCGUUACUUUUUAAUACAACCAAAAUUAAAUACAAGCCUUUCUUUAUCGAGCAAUUGGACAAAUUGGAGGCGCCGUCCGCUCCCGAAGGACACGGACUCUCCUCAGCGUUUGCCUGUGUUUUAGAAAUAGUCGAAAGUCUCACAAACGUUAUUGAAUCUGAUUUGAAAAACAAUGUAAACGACACCAAUGAACGCAUCGAAACAGUUAAUACACUCACCGAAGAGACUCGUCUUCUUCAUGAGAAUCUUCUCAACGCAUCUUGUUGCGGAAUUUUGGGCGCAUUUUCUCUAUUACUCGAUGCCUCGACCGACGAGUCGGUCACAGAAUUGAUAUUAAAUAAAAUGAAAAAAUUAGCGAGUCUCUAUGGUAUCUAUGAGUUGGAUGAGGCCAGGGAUGCAACGCUUACAUCCAUUUGCAAGUCAUCUUUACCUCCGAAUUACAGUCUUUCGGUCCUAAACUUAAGU
Medioppia subpectinata is the source of this 980-nucleotide messenger RNA. NCBI's taxonomy places the organism in Eukaryota, Metazoa, Arthropoda, Arachnida, Sarcoptiformes, Oppiidae. The record is from the annotation of a GenBank genome assembly.